Owenia fusiformis is the source of this 1958-nucleotide messenger RNA. The record is from the annotation of a GenBank genome assembly. NCBI's taxonomy places the organism in Eukaryota, Metazoa, Annelida, Polychaeta, Sabellida, Oweniidae.
AUAAGAUGCUAUAUAGUCAUAUGAGCUCUAUUGGAACGGUCACAAGGCGGACUGCGCAUUCAAUUACCAUACAAAAAAGAAAUAUAGUUUAGAAAUAUAUGCUGUAUCACUAUAAUAGACAUUUACAUCAAUCACUGGGAUAUUUAACAGCUCUGAGGACUUUGGAAAUAUGUCUGAAUCAACAAAUACUACUGACAAUAAUGGCCAAGGAAUGAAUGGAACUGUAAUAGGACUGGUACACAUGAAAGAACCUCCUAAAGAUUACAGCUUCAUCUAUGUAACCGUAAUAUGUUGUAUAGGACUUUACAUCACUUUCAACUGGCUUUACUGUAUGUACAAGGCGAAGAAACUUCACGUCAAAGAUAAUCAUUUCCACAUUUAUUUAUCUAUCAUUCAUAUCUUCGGAACAGUUAGAAUGGUUUUAUUUAGUGUCACAGUUGGUCUUCAAUUACGUUGGAUGACACAAGUUAACUUAAUGCUAAACAGCGUACCUGUGUUGCCAACUGCAUUACUAUUUACAUGUAUCAUAGGUUAUAUUCGACUUUCUAGACUUUCCAGACCAUAUAUGCAUAUAUCGACAAGAAAAAUGAUAAUAUUGUCUCUAUUCCCGUGGGCAGUCUGUGCUGCUAUGAUUGCCAUACGCAGAACGAUGAAGGGUUCUAAACUACUUGUAUGGAUCAACCUUCCAGUGAUAUGUCUUUGCUGCCUAUGUAUGACUGUAAUCUUCAUUAAGAUCUUCUUAAUCAUGUACAAGAAGAAUACAAAAACAGAUGUACAAUCUACAUUCAAUGCCUCACUAUCAAGAGCCAGUGUGUAUAUUGUUCAUGGUUCAACUUGCACUAAAUCGAAAGAAAAGAGCGAGGCAAGGAAAAAUUUGGUAAACGAAUAUAAGAGGAUUGUUUGGAAUAGCAUAGUAAUGCUAGCUAUAUUUAUAUCACAUGUAGUCAUGCUCGGUUUGUUACAGUAUCAGACGUACCAACUUUCAAAUGGAAUUCCUUACACAAACCUGCCUAUAGGUUUUUCUUGGGCGUACAUGCAUAUACAAGUUAUUUCAUUUAAUAUGAUGCCCAUCAUUAGUCUCAUGAAAAGUGACAAACUCAAAUUCGAAUUGAGAAAAAUCUAUGGACAUCAUUUAGGUUUAUGCUGUAAAAAGUCAACAGAAACAACUCAGAUUUCAACUGCAUAGUUUUUCAUGGCUUCUUUAUCAUGACAUUCUCCGUGAACACAAGUAUUAAACUAAAAGAUAUUUCUGAAAAAUGCAUUCAGUUAUCACAGGGAGGAAAGUCUUUCUCCUUGUGACAAGUAUAUAUUGAGGAUUACUCGUCAACUCACACACUGACUUGUAGUCACCCUACCACUUGAGUUACUAGUAGCUAGUGAAUCCUGAUUGUAAACUUUGCCAUACACAGAUAUGUAUUGACCAAUCAAUGCCUGUUGGAAAAAGUGGAAUAAUGACCAUCAAAUGGCAGUCAUUUUGAAAUUUUUGAAAGAUAUUUUGCAAAUACUUCUAGAAAAAGCAGCUAAUGAGUUUUGUAAAUUGUAUACUCUGUCAUUACACAGUAGUGAGUUGUAUAAUUCACUACCCCCAAUUUUCAAAAAUUCUGUUUGGGCUCUGAAGAAAUAGAAAACAGAGAGAAGUGAUUUUAUCACAUGCUCUGUAAAAUUCCAGUAAUCUGAUUGGUUGAUUACCGUGUGAGUUUUCCCGUCUCACACGGCCGUCUCACACGUUACUAGAGGCAACCAGUGAUGAUCAAUAGCAACGAUGUGACGUCACUGAUUAUAUCACUUCUAGCUAAGGAAAACAAUAUGACGUCAUACUAUUUCACAAACAAGUACGAAUACAACGGUAAAAUCGUCAUCACACUUUUCAGCUUAUGUGAUACAGGAAAUAUUCCACUCGGGUAACAAUGUAUCACCACUCAAGCUUCGCUUUCGUGGAUGAUACAGUAUUACCUUUC